Molecule: messenger RNA, 6399 nt
Organism: Fukomys damarensis (Damara mole-rat)
Lineage: Eukaryota; Metazoa; Chordata; Mammalia; Rodentia; Bathyergidae
Gene: Ltn1
Product: listerin E3 ubiquitin protein ligase 1
Exons: 30
Coding region: 163-5457 (1764 amino acids)
Biological process (GO): rescue of stalled cytosolic ribosome; ribosome-associated ubiquitin-dependent protein catabolic process
Cellular component (GO): cytosol; RQC complex
Molecular function (GO): ribosomal large subunit binding; ubiquitin protein ligase activity
Source: RefSeq, a predicted model, not a curated record
UGUGGGGCAGGAGGGAGGGCGGGCGCGCGACGGAAGGGGCGGGCCACGGAAGGGGCGGGCCGGAGGAAGUUAUAGUGAGCUCCCUUCCGGCGCUGGGGGCCGGAACGUGUGGCCCGGCGGCUGUCAACCUGGUUCCUGCGAACUGAGUUCGCUGCGGAGACCAUGGGCGGGAAGAACAAGCAACGGACCAAGGGAAAUCUGAGGCCUUCAAAUAGUGGUCGAGCUGCAGAACUACUUGCCAAAGAAAAAGGAACAGUACCUGGAUUUAUUGGCUUUGGAACAACUCAAAGUGACCUAGGCUAUGUUCCUGCUAUUCAAGGAGCUGAAGAAAUUGACAGUCUUGUAGAUUCUGAUUUCCGAAUGGUGCUGCGGAAACUGUCUAAGAAAGAUGUCACCACGAAAUUAAAAGCUAUGCAGGAAUUUGGAACCAUGUGUACAGAGAGAGAAACAGAAAUUGUAAAAGGAGUUCUUCCAUAUUGGCCAAGAAUUUUCUGCAAAAUUUCACUUGAUCACGAUCGCCGGGUUCGAGAAGCCACUCAGCAAGCUUUUGAAAAACUUAUCCUUAAAGUAAAGAAACACUUGGCUCCGUAUUUAAGAAGUUUAAUGGGUUAUUGGCUCAUGGCUCAGUGUGAUACGUACACACCAGCUGCGUGUGCUGCGAAAGAUGCAUUUGAAGCAGCCUUCCCUCCAAGCAAGCAGCCUGAAGCUAUAGCGUUUUGUAAGGAUGAAAUUACCAGUGUGCUUCAGGAUCAUCUUCUAAAAGAAACACCCAACACACUUAGUGACCCACAAACUGUUCCAGAGGAAGAAAGAGAAGCUAAAUUCUAUCGAGUUGUAACUUGUUCCUUAUUGGCAUUAAAGAAAUUGCUUUGCCUUUUACCUGAUAAUGAGCUUGAUUCUCUGGAGGAGAAAUUUAAAUCUCUGUUAUCACAGAAUAAAUUUUGGAAGUAUGGAAAACACAGUGUACCUCAGAUCCGCUCAGCAUAUUUUGAGUUAGUUUCUGCUCUGUGCCAGCGCAUUCCACAGGUGAUGAAAGAGGAAGCUUCCAAAGUGAGCCCAUCUGUUCUGCUUAGCAUUGAUGACAGCGACCCCAUUGUCUGCCCCGCUCUGUGGGAAGCUGUACUCUAUACACUCACGACAGUUGAGGACUGUUGGCUUCAUGUAAAUGCAAAAAAAAGCGUGUUUCCUAAGCUGUCAACUGUGAUUCGUGAAGGUGGCAGGGGCUUAGCUACUGUCAUAUAUCCUUAUCUUCUGCCGUUUAUUAGCAAGCUUCCUCAGUCCGUUACAGAUCCAAAGCUGGAUUUCUUCAAAAAUUUCCUCACCUCUCUGGUUGCAGGGCUGUCAACAGAGAGAAUCAAAACCAGCUUUACAGAGUCCUCAGCAGUAAUAUCUGCUUUUUUUGAAUGUUUACGUUUCAUAAUGCAGCAAAACUUAGGUGAACAAGAGAUUGAACAGAUGCUCGUCAAUGACCAGCUGAUCCCUUUUAUUGAUGCAGUUCUUAAGGAACCGGGAUUGCCACACGGGCAACUAUUUAACCAUUUAGCAGAAACUUUAAGCGCUUGGGAAGACAAGGCAGAUGUGGAAAAAGAUGGCAAAACCACUCAUAACUUGGAGAAUGUACUGCUCAGUUUUUGGAAAAGAUUGUCAGAGAUCUGUGUCAAGAAAAUCAAUGAGCAAGAAGCUGAUGUUAAAUCUGUUUUGGGUGUAUCUAACUUAUUACAGGUUCUCCAGAAGCCAAAGAGCUCAUUGAAGUCAAAUAAAAAAAAAACUAGUAAGGUUAGAUUCGCUGAUGAGACGCCUGAAGAUAAUAAAGAGAAUGAACAAUGUGUAUCUUCAGAAGGGGAGAACAACGAAGGCUCCGAAUCCACGACUGAACCUUCUCUCCAUCUCGAUUCUUCCAGUCUUGUGUCACCUCUGCGGAAAAAACCUUUGGAAGACUUAGUCUGUAAACUCGCAGAGAUGAGUAUUAAGUACGUCAAUGAACAAAUGUCAGAGCCACAUCUAAGGUUUCUUUCUCUUCUGCUUGACUCUUUCUCGUCAAGCCAAGUAUUUAAAAUGCUCCUUGGUGAUGAAAAAGAGAGUAUUGUUAAAGCCAAACCACUUGAAAUAACCAAACUCAUACAAAACAAUCCUGCAGUGCAGUUUUUGUACAGAAAACUGGUAGGUUUGCUAAAUGAAGAUCAGAGGAAGUACGCGGAUUUGCUGGUGGACAUUUUGUAUAGCGCCCUCCGUUGCUGUGAUGGUGACAUGGAGAGAAAAGAUGUCCUGGAUGAUCUAACCAAGGAGGACCUGGAAUGGAAUUCUCUUCUUCAGGUUAUUGAAAAGGCAUGUUCUAGUUCAGAUAAACAUGCUUUAGUAGCUCCUUGGUUAAAAGGCGAUACUCUUGGAGAGAAAUUGGUUGCCCUGGCAGAUUGUCUUUGUAACAAGAACUUGGAAUCCACAGUAUCUUCACAAUCUUACUUCUCAGAACAAUGGACUCUUCUAAGCUUGGUAUUAUCCCAACAUGUUAAAAAUGAUUACUUGAUUGAAGAGGUAUAUGUUGAAAGAAUUAUUGUUAAACUUCAUGAAACUUUAUCCAAAACAAAGGACUUGUCAGAAGCUGAAAAGAGUGACUCACCAGUGUCUUUUAUUUGUGAUGUGGCCUAUAACUAUUUCAGCUCAGCAGAAGGAUGCUUACUAAUGCCAUCAUCUGAAGAUUUAUUAUUAACUCUCUUUCAGUUAUGUUCUCAAAGUAAAGAAAAAACACAUUUGCCAGAUUUUCUAACAUGUAAACUGAAAAAUACUUGUCUUUCUGGUGUAAACUUACUGGUCCAUAAAACCAGUGACUCACACGGACAGAGCACCUUCCUGCGUUUGUCUGCUCUGUGGCUGAAGCAGCAAGUUCAGGCUUCACCUUUGGAUAAUACAAGUCUACAGGUCCUCUUGUCUGCUGUUGAUGAUUUGCUAAAUACACUUGUGGAGAGUGAAGAUGCUUCUCUUCUGGGAGUUUAUAUUGGAAGCGUACUGCCCAGCAACACUGAGUGGGAAAAUAUGAGACAGUCUCUUCCAGUUCAGUGGUUACACAGACCUCUUUUAGAAGGAAGAUUGAGUUUAAAUUAUGAAUGUUUCAAAACAGAUUUUAAAGAACAAGAUACAAAGACACUUCCCAGCCAUUUGUGUACUUCGGCACUGUUGAGCAAAAUGACGUUAGUUGCACUGAAGAAGAAAAUAGUUCUAGAAAAUAAUGUACUUGAGGAAAUAACCGCAGAACUACUCUAUUCGCUGCAGUGGUGUGAAGAACUAGACAAUCCACCAAGUUUUGUAACUGGAUAUUGUGAAAUGCUUCAAAAAAUGAAUAUUACAUAUGAUAAUUUAUGUGUACUUCGUAUUUCUCCUGGUGUUUUGCAACUGCUAUUUAACAGAUCUAGGGAAAAUGGUGCACUAUGGUCCCUUAUUAUUGCUAAGUUGAUCCAUUCCCGAAGCGUUUCACCUGAGGAAGUAAAACCACAUUAUAAAAGAAAAGAAAGUUUCUUUCCACUAACAGAAGGUUAUUUACAUACCAUUCAAAGUCUCUGUCCAUUUUUAUCAAAAGAAGAAAAGAAAGAAUUCAGUUCUCAAUGCAUACCUGCUCUUUUGGGCUGGACUAAGGAAGAUCUUUGCAGUACUAAUGGAGGUUUUGGGCAUUUGGCCAUUUUUAAUUCUUGCCUGCAAACCAGAAGUAUUGAUGAUGGAGAACUACUGCAUGGUGUAUUAAAAAUUAUAAUAUCCUGGAAGAAAGAACACGAAGAUAUUUUUCUUUUCACUUGUAAUCUUUCAGAAGCAAAUCCGGAGGUACUGGGUAUAAAUAUAGAAAUAAUCCGGUUCCUUUGCCUGUUUCUGAGAUACUGCUCCUCUCCCUUGGCAGAGAGUGAGUGGGACUUCAUCAUGUGCUCCAUGUUGGCUUGGUUGGAGACAACAAAUGAGAAUCAGGCACUGUAUUCUGUUCCACUUGUACAACGCUUUGCCUGUGUCAGUUGCGAUUUGGCCUGUGAUCUCAGUGCUUUUUUUGAUUCAGCCACUCCAGAAACUAUUGCCAACCUUCCUGUAAAUCUCAUCAGUGAAUGGAAAGAAUUUUUUUCCCAAGGCAUCCACAGUUUGCUUUUACCUCUCUUGGUGACUGUUACAGGAGAAAAUAAAGAUCUGUCUGAAACUACCUUUGAAAAUGCAAUGCUGAAGCCCAUGUGUGAAACGUUAACGUACAUCUCAAAGGAUCAGCUGUUGAGUCACAAACUUCUCAAAAAAUUAGGGACUGGCCCCAAAACAAACUUGCCAGAAAAUCUCCAGACUUUGUUAAAUACGUUGGUCCCGUUACUUCUCUUCAGAGCUAGGCCUGUGCAAAUUGCUGUUUAUCAUAUGCUCUACAAGUUGAUGCCUGAAUUACCACAGUAUGACCAGGAUAAUCUAAAGUCCUAUGGAGAUGAAGAAGAAGAACCAGCCUUGUCACCACCAGCCAUACUGAUGUCUCUUCUGAGCACUCAAGAGGACUUACUGGAAAACAUUCUGGGUUGUAUUCCUGUGGGACAGAUAGUUACCAUUAAGCCACUGAGUGAAGACUUCUGUUACGUUCUGGGCUAUCUCCUUACUUGGAAAUUAAUACUUACUUUCUUCAAAGCUGCUUCAUCUCAGCUUCGGGCUCUGUAUUCAAUGUACCUUAGGAAAACAAAGAGUUUGAACAAAUUACUUUAUCACCUGUUCAGGCUCAUGCCAGAAAAUCCAAGCUAUGGAGAGGCAGCUCUUGAGCUCUCAAAUAAGGACCCCAAAACGUUCUUUACUGAGGAGCUCCAGCUAAGUAUUAGAGAAACGUCAACUCUGCCAUACCACAUUCCACACUUGGCUUGUUCAGUCUAUCAUAUGACAUUAAAAGAUUUGCCUGCCAUGGUUAGACUGUGGUGGAAUAGUAGUGAGAAGCGUGUUUUCAAUAUUGUAGACAGAUUUACAAGCAAGUAUGUCAGCAAUGUCCUUUCUUUUCAAGAAAUAUCUUCUGUGCAAACCAGUACACAGCUAUUUAAUGGCAUGACGGUUAAAGCUCGAGCUACCACUCGAGAAGUUAUGGCUACUUACACUAUCGAGGACAUUGUCAUUGAACUUAUAAUACAGCUGCCUUCUAAUUACCCACUGGGUUCCAUAUCAGUGGAGAGUGGGAAGAGAGUGGGCGUGGCCGUCCAGCAGUGGCGGAACUGGAUGCUGCAGCUGAGCACUUACCUCACCCAUCAGAAUGGAAGUAUUAUGGAAGGCUUAGCGUUGUGGAAAAAUAACGUAGACAAACGUUUUGAGGGUGUUGAAGACUGCAUGAUCUGUUUUUCUGUCAUUCAUGGUUUCAACUAUUCUCUCCCAAAAAAAGCCUGUAGAACAUGCAAGAAUUCUUUUCUUUUUCAGUACAAAUGGUUUACCUCUAGCAACAAAUCCACUUGUCCACUCUGUCGUGAGACCUUUUUCUGAAAUAAAUCAAGCAAAGGCAUUGAUUGGAUUUGGAUCCAUCUUAAAGCGCUGAUGUGAAGAAGCCAGUGACGAUUACUUUCACAUAGGACCUUCUCUGGAAAAUUAUUUUGGUGAAUGUAGUGAUCUUAAAAAUCGGGUUCACCUAUCUUCAGAUUGCUUUGUAAAUGUUUGGAAACAUUUUCUUUUACAAAAGAAUAUUACAUAUUUGAGAGAAGUAUUUAUAUUAAUGGCUUAAUCUCUUUGUAUUUUUAAAAGAAAAUAUUAAAAAUGCUAAAUUAUAGAAUUGAAAUUUGUGAAAAUACUGUACUUAUAAAUACAUCGUUUAUUGAUCUGUAAUCUAGAACGGUCCAAGUGUGAGGCAGAAUGAGAGAGUUGGUGUAUGUCUGCAGAUAUUUUAAGAUGUAUUUAUUAGUUAUAACAGCAAAAUUAGUAGUGUUCUGAUUUUUGUAGAUUGUUUUAAUGAUAAAAAUCACACUAUCAGUGUAGCUUAUCUUAAGCUUUUUGAAGCAUGUUCCGAAAUCCUGUAUAAAAGAAUGAAAACUGAACUUUAAGGUGCCUCCAUUUAUUAAGGGUUAUAAAAUUCAGAAAAUUAAACUUAUGACACUGAUCUUUUGCUUGUGGAGAAAUUAUUUCCAUAUAUUAGUGAAAUUGGAGUUGUGAAUUUGUUAGUGAAUUUAUUUCAAUCUUCAUAUAGUGGGCAUUUGAACGAAAUAGUAACUUGAUUGUUUAAUAAAUACUACUGAAACUUAAGGAUCAAUGGAAAAAUCAGCAUUUAAAAAUGUUAUCGGAGGCUUUCAAGUUUGCAAGCAAAUUUUGCUAUUACUAGCCAAAGUCACACUAGAUUAGGGGUGUGUGGGAACUAAUGUUCUUUAGCCUUCAAAAAUGAAAGUUAAAGAUAGCUGGGCAUGGUGGCACACACCUGUAAUCCCAGCAUUUGGGAGG